GUACAUGGUACACAUUAAAUAAAGUAUACAUGGCAUGUAUGCUUUAAUUAAUGUGUACAUGCCUAUGUACACUUUUAUAAAUGUGUAUAAAUCUGUACAUAGGCAUGUACACAUUAAUUGAAGCAUACAUGUCAUGUACACUUUAUUUGAUAUGUACCAUUGUACACAUUUGAAUUGGCAGAGUUCAUGGUAAAAAUAAGUUUGACAUUGGGGAAAAUGGGAAAACUUUGCGGAACUUCCAAAUUUGAAGACAACUUGUCAGAUCUCUCCUCAGAUUUUGAAGUCUCUUCUCAAAAAAUAAGGAAAAAUCUCUCCUUUUUUAAUUUCAACUUUUUCGAAAUUUGAGGGGUUUUUGGCUAACCAAGGGAUUUUAGAAAGUUUUCCCUUAAAAAAUCAGACAUUGUUUUUACCGUGCUCAUACAACUUUGAACGUGAGCCUUUACUCUCUUCGAUCGCAGCCAAGGCGAAAGUGUCCGCCACCUUUCUUGAAAAAGAAUCGAUAGCACCUAGCCGAUCUAUUCUUCGAGGAGGCGCGCCACUAUAAGGGCUACGACCAGAGAGUGAACCGAGGAAAAUGAACGACGCGGACGUUGUUGGCGGGCGCUGGGCAUUAGCCGCGCUCUCUGGUCGCGUUAUCCGCCAGCCCGUCUAUGUUGCUGGUGAAAUCAAAAAUGCCUGGCAAUCAGUCGACACCAAACGUAAAGCAAAGGCUGAACCAAAGAUGCAGCACGGAGGGGAUACAAGGGCGGACUCACUCUACCCUUUCGUUCGUAGCAGUCCCUUGGCAGUGGUUGUUCUGGGAAUGGCUGCCAUCGGCCAAGUUCCCGUAUCUUUUCAUCGCUGCUAUAAGCCGCUUCUGUCCGUGUGUCGAUCCAGCCUCGUGUACGACGUUCUGCUGUAUUGCAUAUUCUGCGUCUCUUAUGUCUGCCUUUUGAAAGAUCAGUUAAUGACAGUUCUUGAUCCCGAGACCAAGUUGGAUGCAUUGCUGUUCUGUUUGGAAAGCAUUUUGGCACUUCUUCCGAGCAUCGUCAAUCCCUGGGUCUGGGCGUGCGCAACUAAUUUUCGAAAAAUGAUGUGGAACUUUGCGGAGUAUGAGGAAUCCUUCUUAUCUGUUACGAACCGCUCUCUUCGGGACCGCUGGACUAACGGAGUGCGAAACCUACGCUUGCAUGUCACCAUGCUGUUCCUCUUCGGUGGAGUGGGAUGCAUCGCUGGACCCUAUUUUGCAAUAACCGAGCGGACCAAGGCCAUCUUUUCUACUUACAAUGUCACUAGCGAUGACCCGUAUGGAAAUACGUACUACUACGUCCCAGCUGCGUUCCUUUCCCUUGUGUCGUCUUCGCUGUUCUUUCUGUUCACCAUCGCGUACUUUCUACAGCUGCGUGAGACGGCCAUCGCUCUCAGCGAGCACAUAGACCAGUUGCGCCCGGGUGACACUGCGGGGGUGCGCCGUGCCCAAAAGCUCUGGGUCAGCCUUCGCGCGCUCUUCAACGACCGCCCCAGCUUCUACCUGCUGGAUGUGUUCUUCAUGUCGCAACUCUUUGCCAUGCUGCUGUUGUCCGUCUCCCUCUGGUACGACCUCUCGUCAGCUAAGAUGCUGGUGUCGGCCUCGACGCAAGUCAUCUGGAUGUUCGUGUUGUCAUUUCAGGCGUAUCGGAUGAGUGACCUGGCGCACGGGGCGGUAUCCGCGAUGCACGGCCCUGUGACUGCUGCUCUGGACAGGCUGUCGAUGGAUGCGCGUGACGAGCAUUUCCAUAGAGCUGUACUGCUCUUUUACAUGUCCGUGAGUUCCCGGCCGGCUCACUUGUCGCUAAGCGGUUUCGCGAACAUCGACCGACCUCUCUUCACUUCCAUCGUCUCCCUAACUGUCACGUAUCUCAUCAUCCUCAUGCAGUUUCGCACGGAUGUGUCUCAACAGUAAAGCUUGGCCAAACAGGAAACAGGCAGCACAAGGAAGGUUACAGACAUGGGAUACUCCGCAAACCGCAUUGCGGGUACUGUUGAUGGCGUUCUUGUAGAGCUUGCUGAAUUGACUCAGGACGACCACGUCGAACCAGGUCUUGGACUUGGACUUGUUGUCGAACUUGUUGACGAGACAGUUGGCUCCCAAGUACUUCUUGCA
Messenger RNA from Frankliniella occidentalis (western flower thrips), 2122 nucleotides. RefSeq names its product gustatory and odorant receptor 22-like. Lineage: Eukaryota; Metazoa; Arthropoda; Insecta; Thysanoptera; Thripidae. Bases 575 to 1921 code for a protein of 448 amino acids. The record is from RefSeq and is a predicted model, not a curated record. The transcript is spliced from 12 exons. Gene Ontology annotation, biological process: sensory perception of taste. Gene Ontology annotation, cellular component: membrane.